AUCUUCGACCGACGACCCGCAUAAUAAAUCAAACUACCUCCCGGUCGGUCUUCAUUGUGUUGUGGACUCUGUUAUCUGUUCGUACUCUCCAUUUCAGAGCCUGAUAAUUCUCCGUCACAUUCCAUCAAUUAGCCCAUCGAUCGGUAGAUCGAUUCGAAACAAAGCAAGCAAUUCUUCAGUUCUAGAUUGCAGGUUUUAUUUUAUUUUGUUGUUGAGAAUUUGUUGUUAAGGCUAAUAAUGGCUGCAGCUCCUGAUCAAGCCACGAGCAUCUGUAGUCACUGUGACAGAGCAAUUCCUUCUUCAAAUCUUGAUUUGCAUAUUGCUCACUGCUCGCGGAAUCUAGAAAAAUGUAAAAUUUGUGGCGACAUGGUUCCUAAGAUACAUGCAGAACACCAUUUCUUAAGCACUCAUGCUCCAGUGUCCUGCUCUUUGUGCAGCGAGACAAUGGAACGUGAAGUGUUAGCUGUUCACAAGGGUGAAAAUUGCCCACAAAGGAUCGUUACAUGUGAAUACUGCGAGUUCCCUUUGCCUGCAGUCGAUUUGUUUGAGCAUCAGGAAGUAUGUGGGAACCGUACAGAACUAUGCGAACUCUGUAGCAGGUACAUUAGACUCCGAGAAAGGGAUGUCCACGAGAGCAGAUGCAAUGGAAUAACAGAUAAUGUUGCAGAAACUUCCCGGAAUGCAAGGGAAGCUGAACAAGAUCGCGGUGCUCCAAGAUGCCCCAAUGAAUUUUCCAAGAAGCGACUGCUGUUUACCAUUGCAAUAACCGGGAUUGCCGUUUUGUUAGGGUCACUUUUUUACCCAAAGAAAGCUGAGCACGUUCAAGUACAUUAGCAGUAUGGAUGAGUUAAUUUGGCAGUGCUGCCAUCUUAGAAUUUACCGUGCUACAUUGUUGGAUGUUUCAUGUUUGUACAAGCCAAUGUUAAACAUUUUCAUUUAUGAGUUGUUGGACAGAAUUGGUGCAAAAUUGGAGGUGUUGACGUAAUAAACUGCUAUUCAUAAGUAGAUUA
This is a messenger RNA of Ipomoea nil (Japanese morning glory), 1010 nucleotides long. Its product is annotated as TRAF-type zinc finger domain-containing protein 1-like. Gene Ontology annotation, molecular function: zinc ion binding. The transcript has 6 exons. Bases 238 to 834 code for a protein of 198 amino acids. NCBI's taxonomy places the organism in Eukaryota, Viridiplantae, Streptophyta, Magnoliopsida, Solanales, Convolvulaceae. The record is from RefSeq and is a predicted model, not a curated record.